Molecule: messenger RNA, 2523 nt
Organism: Colletotrichum abscissum
Lineage: Eukaryota; Fungi; Ascomycota; Sordariomycetes; Glomerellales; Glomerellaceae
Exons: 8
Coding region: 1-2523 (840 amino acids)
Biological process (GO): DNA-templated transcription; regulation of DNA-templated transcription
Cellular component (GO): nucleus
Molecular function (GO): DNA-binding transcription factor activity, RNA polymerase II-specific; zinc ion binding; DNA binding
Source: RefSeq, a predicted model, not a curated record
AUGGAUCUGACCGCACCGGCGCCGGCUUCGGGUUCGCAGCCCCCUGAUGGCUCUGAUGGCGACAUCCCAUCUUGUCAGGGCUGUCGGCGCCGCAAGCUCCGGUGUUCCCGCGACCAGCCGAUAUGUUCUCACUGCAAACGGUUGGACUCGCCAUGUGUGUACGAUUUGAAGAAGAAUAAGCCGGGUGUCAAACCCGGAGCGGUUGAGAGCCUGAAUCGCCGAGUGGAGGUUUUGGAAAAUGCUCUAUUACAAAAGUCCAGUGACGGUUCUUACCCGACCUCAAAUGGCAACGGCAACACAGAGUCGCACAGCGCGCCGGCCGAGUCCCAGAACGUGGUCGGAAUACUCUCUUUGCUGGCGCGUGAGCUACACAAGCUCAAUUCGAAGACCAAAACUGGCUCUCAAGCCGGCACACCUGAAGGGGCAGCUGAGCAUGCCGUGUUCUCUCCAACAACGUCCAGCUCUUCCAGGCGAAACACCAUCGACGGAGUCGAAAUUGUCUCACAUCCUCACAACCAACCAAGAAAGCGUCGGAGGGUCGAUAGCUGCGGCAACCCCAACAUCGAUCUGGCCUUCCCCUUGGAAGACCUGGAGAACAUCACAACAAGCCUGCCACCACCAGAACUUUUGGAAGACAUCAUCAAUAUCCAUUUCAACAUCAUCCAGCCCUGGAUUCCAAUCCUUCACGAGACGCAGUUUCGUAGGCGGGUGCACGACCCGGAACAGCUGCCCCGCUUGGUGGUCGUUCUCCAUGCCAUGGUAGUGGCAGCUCUUCGAUUCGUUGACAACUCAGAAAUCCGACUCUCGACGCUUGAAGUUGAACGACGGACAUCGCGGUCAAGAAACAUCGUCAUACUUAACGCAAUGGAUCACCUUUCGGUCGAGAAUCUGCAAGCGCUGGUUAUUCUAGCCUUCAACGAUAUCGGCAACGGAGAUGCGUCAAAGGCUUGGUCAAUAGUUGGAUCUCUCACAAGGACUGUCGAAUACCUUCAAAUGAGUAUCGAAGCCGAUCACCAAGACAAAGAACCUCUUCUGAAGCCGUUGCCGUCAAUACCGCCACCCCAGAACUGGACCGAAGAAGAAGAACGGCGGCGAGUCUUUUGGAACAUCUUCAACCUCGAUAGAUUUUGCUCCGUCACAACAGGAUGGAAUACCAGCUUAACGUCUGAUGAUGUCUAUCGUAGACUUCCAGCCGACGGUGGUCUUUGGCAUAAGGAAGAGUCAGUGAUUACUCCCUUCUUCGGUAUCUGGGAUCGGUCAGCCGCCAAGAUGGGCAACUCCAUUGCCUUCUUACCAGCGCACUAUCCUAGUCCGGAACAGACGGCCGACGCACCACCGCAAACCCCCAUCACCGCUCACCCUCGCAAAGGUCCCAAUACGGUCGACAUGACCACAGUCGGGGCGUUUGCAUACUGCAUAGAAGCGACUGAGUCUCUUAGUAGAGUCACCACGUACUUUCUUCAACAGAAGAUCAACUUCCUGGAUAGACAGGAAGUCAGCAGCUGGCUUACUCGGUUCAAGGAGUUAGAUCUGCGUCUAGUGCACUGGAAAAUGUUCCUGCCUCAGAAGUGGAAAGACUCCAACAUCUCUCGCCAACCCGCUCUCAUUAACAUGGACCCUAAUCUCACGCUCGCACACAUCACCCACAACACCUCAAUGAUUCUUCUCCACCAACGUAUAGCUUAUCCAGAGCCUCGUUGGUCUAACAUAGUGAAGCUUCCUAGCUUCUGUAGCGCCGAGACGUGCCAAGAAGCCGCAGUCGAGACUACAACAAUUACUGAGAAGUACUUGAAGUACACCCCCGAGAACAGUCCCGCUACCAGUCAAUUUGCCUUUUGCGUCUUCAUCAGCGCCAGAGUACUCCUCGUCCAUUGGCGGUACUACGACGCUGAGCUUGCCCCGGAAUUCUGGACUCUGGUUGAGAGCAUGGAGGAGAUGGCCAAGCGCUGGGUCGGGCCCAUCCUCAAAGAAAAACACGCCCAGUGUCUCGCUGGCAAAUACGCCGCGCAGCUCCGCGACCUCCAUCGCAAGUGUCAAGCAGACCCCCAGUUCACAGUUGAUGUUUUGGGUUACUCCAGCGGCGUUGGUGGUCAGGGAUGCAGUCCUGCUGCCCAGACGCCAGCUUUCAGCCACCAGCAGGGCAAUGCCUUGUUUGCACAAAGCUCCAACAGGAUGGCGCCGCCCGUCUCAAGUCCAUUGGCACCGAACCAGACGAUAGGACUAUCGCAACCUCGGCCGCCGCCCAUCUUCCCAAAUCAGCAGCCGCAGGGCCAGAUGAGGCAGGGCUCGAUGAUGGGUUCCAUGGGAUCUCCCAUGCCGAUGACUGGGUUUACCCCGAGAGACUCGGAUGCGCCUGAUGAGCUUUCUGCCAUCUCGCACAUGCUGAUGGAUCAAAGAUUCAUGGAGAUGGACAGGAUCAUCAGUUUUGAUGACAUGAUGUUCACAGCACAAACGGCGAACAAUGGCAAUGCGUCCAUGCCAGUCAAUGGCUGGGGUCCUGUUGAUAAUACACAGCUGGAUUGA